UUCCGGUCAUGCCGCCGGCACGGAUACAAAUAUGGACAAAGCAUGGCUCGAGAAUGUUAAGCAGCUUCAAGCUUGUUGGUACACGUCUCAAAUACUUACGUCCAUCCCAUGGCGUCUGUCCUGGUCCCAGUUUUAUACGUUGGAAUAGUCAUUUCAAGUCUAUUGCUAUUCAGCCAUUUCAAUAGAAAACGCAACGCAGGCAAGAUAUACGAUCCAUAUUUUCCUUCGCAUCCAGAGCGCGAUGUCUACGUUACCUUGCUGCAGAAGAGCGACCCUCCAGCUCAUGAAGCCCUUCUCAAAGCCGCUCUUGUUCGCCGUGCAAUGACAGACGUCUCCCGCGUGGUCAAACUGCGUGAAGACAAGCCAGCUCUACAAAACCUACUACAGAAAGGAUCAAUUGGCGAUGACCUCUGGAACAGUCUCCUGCAGGCAGAAAAAGAACUGGAAUCAGAGAUCAUGGAGGUCGUUGCAGAAGCUAAUACCUUUGUUGAGGGAUGGGGAACUAUAAUAUUCCAGUCAGCAGGCGAAAUGAUCGCGAAUGAGAAGAUGCGCAACGUCUAUGAGGAGACUGCAGCAUCUAGAACGGCAAAAGAACAAAAGUAUGGCAAAGUAGGAGCCAAGAUCGACCUCCCUCUACCACAGUCACUCCUCAUGUCGGGACCGCCACCACCUGGUCACCCUGCUCAUGCUGCCGCGCUCGCGGCAGCUAGAAGUGCUCCUGGUUCUCGUCCUGGAACUCCUGUCAAGCCUCCAAACAGUCUUAUGCCACCCCCCACUACAAAGGCGGAGAGCGUGGCGUCAAGCGAUGGCGAGAGUCAUGAUACCGUGUCUCCUUCGAAAUCUUCCAAGAAGAAGGGCAAGAAACGGAAGUGAUCCCCUCCUUACAUAAUUUACAUACCUUGUCAAUUACAUGCGAUGACAUUUCUUGCUGGAAGU
Suillus paluster is the source of this 936-nucleotide messenger RNA. Its product is annotated as Pre protein translocase subunit Sec66-domain-containing protein. The record is from RefSeq and is a predicted model, not a curated record. NCBI's taxonomy places the organism in Eukaryota, Fungi, Basidiomycota, Agaricomycetes, Boletales, Suillaceae. The coding region runs from base 109 to 873 and encodes 254 amino acids. Gene Ontology annotation, biological process: post-translational protein targeting to membrane, translocation. The transcript is spliced from 4 exons. Gene Ontology annotation, cellular component: Sec62/Sec63 complex.